AUGGGCAACAGCCUCAGGUGCUGCUUGGCUUGCAUUCUUCCCUGCGGCGCGCUGGACGUCAUCCGAAUCGUCCAUCUCGAUGGCCAAGUCGAGGAGUACAGCUGCCGCCAGGUCUCCGCCGGAGAAAUUCUAGCAGCCAACCCGGACCACAUCUUAAGCAAGCCGUGCUCUCAAGGCGUCACCACCAAGAUCUUGAUCGUGUCGCCGGACUCGGACCUGAAGAGGGGCCAUAUCUAUUUCCUGAUUCCAGAAUCAGCACUCCCAAGAAAAGAGAGGAAGAAGAGGCACCAGAAAAGUGGCAGCACUGCUGUCGUCCAGGAAUUGGGCCAUGACAGCUGCCUGAGGCAGGUCCUUUCGGAAAAGAAGGUUCGGCACCGCCGGCGGAGGAGCGGCCAGGUGGGCGUCUGGAGGCCGCGUCUUGAGAGCAUAUCAGAGGACUGAAUGAACGGAGAACAAGACUUUAGCAUCCAAGUGUCGGUGGGUCGUAGAGGCUUCAUGGGGUGACAGUUUUUUUGGUGGUCUCUCAGUGCUGAUCGCGCGCUGACUUUGGUUACUUGUUCCCAUUUUUCUUUUCUCUCUAUUUCCUAUGUAGAUAUAAUCGUUGCCACCUUUGAUUUUUUUCC
Musa acuminata AAA Group (dessert banana) is the source of this 623-nucleotide messenger RNA. RefSeq lists its product as uncharacterized. The record is from RefSeq and is a predicted model, not a curated record. The transcript has a single exon. Bases 1 to 441 code for a protein of 146 amino acids. Lineage: Eukaryota; Viridiplantae; Streptophyta; Magnoliopsida; Zingiberales; Musaceae.